Adineta steineri is the source of this 1791-nucleotide messenger RNA. NCBI's taxonomy places the organism in Eukaryota, Metazoa, Rotifera, Eurotatoria, Adinetida, Adinetidae. The record is from the annotation of a GenBank genome assembly.
AUGUCAAGUGCAAUUUCUGGAUUCUAUCAUACUCUAACUCGAACAAAAAAAUAUGGUACUGAUUCAGUACAGGAGUCAAAAUUAAAACGAUGUUUAAAUGUAUUUGAUCUUACUAUUCUGGGUAUUGGAUCAACACUUGGCACAGGCGCUUAUAUUCUUACAGGACAAGUGGCGCAUGAAACAGCAGGACCAUCAGUAGUUCUAAGUUUUCUUGUUGCAGCUAUUGCAUCUAUUCUCGCUGGACUUUGUUAUGCUGAAUUUGGUGCACGCACGCCACGUGCUGGAAGUGCAUAUACAUACACAUAUGUUAGUAUAGGAGAACUUUUGGCUUUUAUUAUCGGUUGGAAUAUGAUCUUAGAAUACGUUAUAGGUGCUGCUAGUACAGCUCGAGCAUUAAGUGCUUAUUUGGAUUCAUUAAUUGAUUUUACAAUGCGCGAAUAUUUUAAACAUCAUUUUCCAUUACGUUCGGCAAUACUUUCUGAAUAUGCAGAUGUAUUUGCUAUGGGUGUAUGUCUUCUUGUAACUAUUUUACUAAUAAUUGGUAUUAAAGAAUCAGCAAUAUUAAAUGAUAUUUUAACAUUUACGAAUCUUGCUGUUAUAUCUACUGUUAUUAUUGUUGGUCUAACGAAAAGUCAUGGACAUAAUUGGAAUAUUUCACCCAAUGAAGUACAUAAUUUAACGAAUAGUACAGGACUUAUUGGUAAUGGAGGUUUUUUUCCAUUUGGAAUUGAAGGAACAUUGGCAGGUGCAGCAACAUGUUUUUAUGCAUUUGUUGGUUUUGAUCUUGUUGCAACAACAGGUGAAGAAUGUAAAAAUCCACAACGUGCUAUUCCAAUAUCUAUUUGUUUAACAUUAAUUGUCUGUUCAAUACUUUAUUGUGCCAUAUCAUCGGUUGUUACAUUAAUGGUUCCAUAUUAUUUAAUCAAUCCUAAUGCUGCUUUGCCCGAAGCAUUUCAUUAUGCUGGCUUACCUAUAUUUCAAUAUGUAAUUGGUAUUGGUGCAUUAGCUGGAAUUACUGCAGCAUUACUUGGUUCACUUUUACCAUUACCACGCGUUUUGUAUGCUAUCGCAGCUGAUGGAUUAAUAUUUCGUUGUAUAGCUUGGAUACAUCCACGUUUACAAACACCAAUAGUAGCAACAAUUAUUGGCGGUAUUGCAUCAGCAAUAAUGGCAUUAUUAUUUGAUUUAAAACAACUUGUUGAAAUGAUGUCAAUUGGAACAUUACUUGCAUACUCAAUUGUUUCAAUGUCUAUUCUAUUUUUACGUUAUCAACCUGUUGAAAAUCCAUUAUUACAAUCUGAUGAAGAAGUCAUUCGACCAACAUAUACAGAUUUAUGGAUGCCAAGACAAACACGUCCGACAAUAUUUACAGCAAGAAUAGUGAAGUAUCUUAUCGCUUGUCUAGUUGUGAAUAGUUUUAUACUUUGUGCUAUACAAAUAAAUGCAACACAAAAUAUUAUAAAUAAAGAUCCAACAACAUUAACUUUUUUUAUAUUAUCUAUUGUACUUGAAAUUAUCUUUACUGUUUUAAUCGCAAGACAACCAAAAGCUCAAAAAACACUUUACUUUGAAACUCCAUUGGUACCAUAUGUGCCUAUAUGUAGUAUAUUAAUGAAUUGUUAUUUAAUUCUUAAAUUAUCAACACCAACAUGGAUUCGAUUUGGUGUAUGGAUGUUUGUUGGUUUUCUAAUUUACGGUUUUUAUGGAGUAUGGCAUAGUACAGAACGAUUAUCUGAUGAUGAUAGACAACCACUACUUCCUGAUAGUAGAACUGCAUCAGAUAGUCCUUAA